AAAAAUGAUCGUCUAUAUCUAUGAAAUAUAAAAUAUCACGUAAUUUUAUUUAAAUACAUAACGUCGAAUAAUUUUAUGUACACUUUUGUUGCUAAGACAACGUUAUCGAUAGAUUAACUCAUACGUAUACUAGAAUUAUAAAAGUACUUUGUUUCUAAAAGUAGAAGUGACUAAAAAAAUGUCAUCAUAUGCAACACCAAUACUUUAUUUAAAUAUGGGUGGCGAAAUGUUAUAUGUUUUGCGACAAAGAUUGAAAGCACAAAGAAUAAAUAUUGAUAAAACUAUACAAGUGUUAGAUGAUGUAACUACAGCAUUGCUUAAUCCUAAAACAUUAUCUUCUAUAUUUGAGGAAAAAUCUUUGACCAAAGUAUCUUUUUUACGAUCUACUUUAGAAUCUGUUGUAUUAUCAUCAAUAAUGAAACUUGAUAAAAAUAGUAUGGAUAAACUAUUUGAUUUAAUGAUUAUGAUGGUUAAGUAUCAGUUAAUUGCAGCUACUGGUCCUGUAGAAGUUAUAUUGUUAACAUUAAAUCACAUAGAUGCAAUGCGUGAUAUGGUUAGCAAUUCAAAUGCUCAACAAUGUGUUGGAUUGGUACAUCAAAUGGUAACUGAUUUUUAUAGUAUUCUAACUUUUGAAGAAGUUUGGAAUGCUAGGAAUGAUUGUAUAAAAGAAUUAGAAUAUUAUUGCGUAAAGAUAUCUAUUCUUCUUAGACUUGGAUUACAAAAUGAUGAUGGAAGCUUUAAUUUAAUGCAUCACAAAUAUGAUGAAAAAUAUGAAGAGAAUAAAACUAAUUUUUAUAAUAUUAAAUUAUGUGAUAUAAAUUUGGAAACAUACUGUAAUGGUUCUUUUAAUCUUUUUGGAGAACGCAGUACAAUACUUGGAAAAAAUAUGUAUUCAAUGUCAUGUGGUAUAUCAAAAUUAAGUUCUGAACAAGAAAACCAAAAUUAUAUAAAAGACUGUGGUAUAAAAGCAGAACUUGGUAUGUUAGCUGUUCAACUAGGAACUGAAGAAACUUCAUAUAAACGACCCUUUACUUUGAAUUUGGUUUCAAAUGAAGAUAAUGAUAAUGCAAACGUAAAAGAAAAUUUUGAUUCUUUAAAAGAUAAUCAUAAUGAUGCAAUUGUAAAAUUUGAAAAAACAAAACUCAACGAAGAUUAUAAAACCAAACUUGAUAUUAUACGUGCAGAUCUUUUUGAAAAUGAUUGUGAAGAGAUAAAACAUAAUAUAAAUUUGUUGGAAUUAUUAGAUAAAACAGAAUAAUUUUAAUCUACUUUUCAAUUAC
Messenger RNA from Apis mellifera (honey bee), 1280 nucleotides. It is a transcript of the gene OSCP1, whose product is annotated as protein OSCP1. Gene Ontology annotation, cellular component: plasma membrane; cytoplasm. Lineage: Eukaryota; Metazoa; Arthropoda; Insecta; Hymenoptera; Apidae. Gene Ontology annotation, biological process: transport. The transcript is spliced from 4 exons. Bases 179 to 1258 code for a protein of 359 amino acids. The record is from RefSeq and is a predicted model, not a curated record.